GGGAAGGGUUUGACGGAGCUGGUGGCCAAAGUGGACCCUGCGUUGAUGCCAGUAGCAGAGGCUUAUCCUUGUGAGCAGUGUGAUUUGGUGUUCCGUUCCAAGAAUCGGAAGGCUGUCCAUGUUCGUUAUGUUCAUAAGCAAAUGGCACCGAACAAGUGUGUGCUUUGUGAGAAGACUUUUUAUUCGCCAUCGGAGUUGGAGCGACACAUGAGGACACACACGGGGGAGAAGCCAUUUGGAUGUGAUCAGUGUGGGAAAGCCUUUGCCCUUUCUACCACACUAAAGGAUCAUCUGCGAUCCCACACUGGGGAGCGGCCAUUUAAAUGUUCUAUAUGUUUCAAAGCAUAUUCAUCGUCAUCGAUACUUGGAAGACACAAGCUCACCCAUGUUGGUGAACGAAAGUUUAAGUGUGACAUCUGUGAUAAGAGCUUCCUGUAUUCCAACUCACUCACAGUGCACAUGAGGACUCACACGGGUGACCGUCCAUUCACCUGUAACAUCUGUGGAAAGACAUUCACAGCCUCAUGUCACUAUCGUGUUCACAUGCGAAUCCACACUGGGGAGAAACCUUACAAGUGUACAUUCUGUGAAAAACAGUUCAACAACUAUGGCAGCCAUUACCGCCAUGUCCGCACACAUCAGGAGUGGAAGUUAAGCGGGGAGGAGGACGAGCAGGAUGAGCAGGAGGACAUUCCUGAGGUCUUCGAGGUCAAGCAGGAGGUCACAUCCAUCGACUCCGGAGAUGAAGGUGAUCUUGAGCAUAAGCUUGUUCCAUUUAUGCUGUCAUCGGCUCUGAAAACCAACUUGUUGCAAACACAGGGAGUACCAGAUAAAAGCCAAGUUAAAGCAGCCAAACAGAAACCGAAACUUGUAUCAUUAUUAGCUCCAAGGACAACAGUUGCUGAUGGGUCAACUGUUGUGUCUGCAGGGGCUGGGGCUUCAAAAACAGCAGUAGCCAGUUGUUCCAGUCUCUUGGCAGGAGCUCAUGUGAUGACCUCUGCUCAGUUAACCCCUCAAGAUGCUGAAUCAAAGGCCCCAUCUGCUCCAAGUGCAGCAGUAGGUGAUGGAUCGAACCUUGAGGACCAGAAUGAUCAAAAGACCUCAGUUCAGUUAAGCACACAGGAUUCAAAUCCUGAUGCCCACAUGAAUCCAGUCAAAGGCAGUCUGGGUAGUGUAAUCCUUGAGUUAAGUGAACCUGUUAAGUCUGGUAAAGCUGUGCAUCCCUCACAUAAGCAACACAUCCAGAAGGCGGCAGUUUACACAAAGGUGAUCACGACACAGCCUAGCCAAUUGCCCCCUAGUGAGUUGGCUCCACCUAGUGUGAAUAAGAACCCGAACCGGCCAUUGACAGGACCCACCACUUCUCCAUGGAAGACGGACACUGUCAAAAGGAGGAAGACUGAAACUGGACCCAUUCAGAACAAAUCCCUGUCCACAUCCAGCACCAUAGCCCAGCUGCUGUUGUCUCAGACAAACAGUUGAUACUAGGCGUAUGUGCCAGGGAAGGGGGUAAUACAUGCUACACAGAGAAUAUUUCCUGUGUAACUUUGUGAUGCUCUUAUCCACAGACACUUCAUCUGGGCAAUAUGUGUUGUGGAUAUGGGCAAUAUAUACUAUUCACACUUUGCUAAGGUCAAAUCAUGGAUUCAACAGAAAACUAUGAUGCGGGAUCAAAUUUGGUUUAAAUAUCUAAGCUUAUUGUGAGCAUGGAUCCUAGGUUUCAGUGUGUCAUUUCAUCUCGUGGAUCCAUACCUGCUAUUGAAAGGUGUUGUGUACUUGUCAAUGACUCGUUCCAUGAUU
Messenger RNA from Haliotis rubra (blacklip abalone), 1800 nucleotides. RefSeq names its product Krueppel homolog 1-like. The coding region runs from base 46 to 1482 and encodes 478 amino acids. Lineage: Eukaryota; Metazoa; Mollusca; Gastropoda; Lepetellida; Haliotidae. Gene Ontology annotation, molecular function: RNA polymerase II cis-regulatory region sequence-specific DNA binding; DNA-binding transcription factor activity. The record is from RefSeq and is a predicted model, not a curated record. The transcript has a single exon. Gene Ontology annotation, biological process: regulation of transcription by RNA polymerase II.